Girardinichthys multiradiatus is the source of this 4740-nucleotide messenger RNA. It is a transcript of the gene fhip2b, whose product is annotated as FHF complex subunit HOOK interacting protein 2B. The transcript has 19 exons. The record is from RefSeq and is a predicted model, not a curated record. Lineage: Eukaryota; Metazoa; Chordata; Actinopteri; Cyprinodontiformes; Goodeidae. Bases 334 to 2271 code for a protein of 645 amino acids.
GCUUUCUGUGGGUCAGGGUUCGGAUCUUCGUGUCGCAGUAAACCGAACCCGACCUGGCUCCGUGAGGAUGGAGAUGUUCAGCAAACUGAGCGGAAUGCUGCUGCAUGCGCUGGAAACGUAUUCUAGUAGCCGGAAGCUUGAUGCUGGCGCUUCUUUUCCCCUGUUGAGACCAGGUGGGGAGGAGCAGAUAGCUGCCGUUUUCAGAGGGAGCCCACAGUCGACCUGCUGAACUCCUUCAUUGAUCAUUGGAAAUCCAUCACUAAUUACUACAUCCAGACCACAGAUGACAGCCGUCCCGCCUCUCAGACGGACAUCCCGUGGCGACUCAGGCAGAUGUCCGACAUUCUUGUGUAUGAGGAAAAACAGCAGGAUGUGGAGGACAUGGGACCCUGUCUGGAGUACCUGCUGCAGCACAAACUGCUGGAGACUCUGUGCACCCUGGGGAAGGCUCAGUAUCCUCCAGGGAUGUCUCAGCAGGUGCUCCUCUUCUUUUUCAAGCUGCUGUCUCAGAUGCAGAAACCUCUGCUGCAGCUCGUCCCUGUCUACAGACCUGUUCAGAAGCUGAUUGGACUCUGUGCACUACCUGGUUCCUGCACUGAGAAGGAGGAAGCUCAGUUUUUAUUGGCUGUGUGCACCAGAGUCACGCAGGAUCCGAGCGUGCUCAGAUAUGUCCUACAGCUCUCAGACCGACCGCUGGCUUCUGGCCAAUCACAGCACUGCUCACAGGCCUCCAAUCAGAGCACAGAGACACCCAGCAGCCAAUCAGAAUCCCUUGCUUCCAGCCCUGUCCAAUCAGAGCACGGGAUGCUGUGGGUUCUGCUGCAACUCAGCAGGAACCAGAGAUCUAAGGUGCGUCAGAAGGCCUGUGAGGGGCUCAUGUUGCUCUCGUCUUUACUUGAUGGAUCUCCUGGGGAGCUGGACCCUGCUGGGACCCAGCUGGGAGAGCUGCUGGCUGGGAGGCUACAGGAGCUGUACUGCCUGCUGCCACUGGAGGAGUUGGAUGCAGCAGAGCUGAGGAGCUGGCCCCGCCCUUCAUGGAGGUCAGAAUCUCAAAACGAUCACGUGACCAGUUUCCUCACCUGGUUCGACUUCUUAGAUCAUCUGACCAGAGAGGCUCCUCAGGUUCUGUCCGUCCAGGUGUGUCGGUGUGUCCGUCAGCUGUGGCUCGUGGAGACUCUUUAUCCUCAGCUGCUGCACACGUGUGAGCAGGACAUCCUUGUCUCCACUUCAGUCCUCUGCUCUGCAGUCAGACUUGUCCAGUCUCCAUCUCUGUUGGACCAGCUGCUUGAUUUUUUGUUGAGGACGCCCUCAUUAAUGGAGCUGCUGCUGCAGCGCUGCGAUCAUAUCUCUGACCAGAUCAGCAUGGUGUCUCUGUCUCUGGUGGACGAACUGCUACAGAAGCCUCACAGGGACAUUCUGGACACCCUGGUGCUGAGCUUUGUGCAGACCCGAAGUUACCUGUCCUUACCUAUAGGGGGUCAGGAGGACAGGCCGCCUGAGAGCAGCGAUGACGGCGAGGACACCCAAGAUCUGGAGGAUGACCCGUUCUUCUCAGAUGGCUUUCCUGACGAACACCUUCCUCAUCAUCAUCAUCAGCAGCAGCAGCCUGCUGCUCCAGGAUCAGCUGCAGAUAUUGUCAACAGCUUCCUGUGUUUGGUUCCGGUCCAGGCGCGAUCAGCCCACUUGGUGCAGGAAGGAGGUUACGAGUCAUACGUGCACGACGCGCGCACUUUGGUGACCCAGUGUCAGUCUCUCUCUCUCUCCUGGGAUUGGCCACAAACUCUUCCUCCUCCCGGUUCUUCAGGUAAGGAGGGAGACUUCUUUGAAGGUCACCUGCUGAGAGUUCUGUUUGAACGUCUGGGACGCAUCUUGCAGCAGCCAUACGAGUUGAACCUGCAGCUGACGGCAAUUUUGUCCCGUCUGUCUGCCUUUAAUCACCCUCUGCUGGACGAGUACCUGCUGGACCCAUACAUCCACCUGUCUUCCUGCAGCAGGUCGCUGUUCUCUGUCCUCGUCAGGGUGAUGGGAGAGUUGAUGCAGAGGAUCCAGCAAGUCUCCGGCCUGUCAGAGCGUCUCUUGGACACCAGGAGACACCUGCUGGGCCAGAACCAGCACACUGGGCUGGAACACCUGACGUUGCUCGAAGGGAUCGUCGUCCUUGAGGAGUUCUGCAAAGAGCUUGCUGCCAUUGCCUUCAUCAAGAUGCCUCUGGACCGGGACCAACAGGACGUCUGUACAGGGACUGAGUCAUCUAGAUUGGAAUCAACCUGACUGUCAGAGUGGGAAUGACCCUCUUGACUGGGACUCACUGUACUGUUGGAUCAGAACUGCGUCUUCUGGACCGGAACUAACUGAGCUGCUGGGGCAGAACUGCCCUAUGUGGACUUGGAAUGACCCUGCUGGACCGGGAGUGAUUCAUUGGGAUAUUGACUCUGUUUAGCUUGGACAGAAAGACCGACCAGGACCGGGACCCAUGCUGUACCUGUGCAUGGGUGUGAACCGGUCCUCUCUGGGUCCACAGGUCUGAGUCCACCUGUGCAAUGAGACUUUCUGAAUGAAGCAGCUGGAUUCUGGUUUUCUGGACCUGGAAAGACUUGUCUUAGGAUUGGACAGUGAUCAGACUCUUCAUCAACUGCUUAGGAGCCCCGCCCACUCACCCAGCAGCCAAUCAUUGGCCACUAUUUCCUGUUACAGAUGAUGGUCCAGCUGCUUCAGGUAACAGCCAAUCAGACCAGAGAAACCUGACAGAAGAUUUAAGACUCAAAGCUGAUUGGGUGUUUUUUUUUUCUGUGAUUAUGAAACCUUAGCUCUGCAAACUAAGACUAGAACCUGACACCUGAGUCAGAUCCAAACCACCAGAACAGAACCAGCCAAAACUAAUCAGAAUUUAUCCUGAUUAUUCUCAGUCCAGUUACUGUGUUUUUAUGCCAAAGAUCAAACAUCAGAGUUUAAGUUGCUGCAGAUGGACCGCUGGCUGUUUGUUUGUUUGUUUGUUUGUUUGUUUGUCAACAACAAAGUGUGACUCAGGCAACAAUCCUGUUUAUUAAUAAACAAUUAAACAGUAGAAACACAUUAAUAUCAGGGAUGAAGCAUGCAGCCCUUCAACAGAUCAGAACUGUUCUGUUUAUUGAAGUCCUGUUUUAUAUUUGGACUUUGCAGGAACUGGUUUGAGUCAGCAGGGGGUGCUAGUGGACACAGAGGAGGAGAGCUAGAUACAAAAAUCUAAUUAAAAUAUAUAUUUUAUUAAUAAACACUUUGUUCUUUUACAAACAAAAAGGCAAAAUACAAGAAUAACAGAGUUCAAGUACAAACAGGAUGCAUUAAAUAUAUAUAUAUAUAGUCUAACAUAGGACAAUAACAAUAAAUCUGAAAUAAAAGGGUUAGGGUUUAGCUUUUAAAUCAUAUUCUUCAGUUAAAGAGAGUAAUUUGAAGGCAUUUUUAUAAGAGCUUUGAGAUAUAACAGAAAGUCAUUAUGAAAAGCAUAAAACUUUGGCUGGAUUUUAAGGUAUUUUGCCUUAUGAAUGAAACAUUUCCCAAGGAUAACAAUAGUGUUGAUAAGAAAGUCAUUGUUUGGAUUGUCUAAAAUAAGGCCAUAUAUUAUGUCUCUGUCAGAGAAGAUAUUGAGAGAGGGAAUUUUAUGGAAUAACCAGUCAAAAACAUCAGCCCACAAAGCCUCAACAUAAAUACACUGAAAAAAUAGAUGCUCAGUUGUUUCAACAGCAUCACAGAAAGCACAAUUUCUGGUUUCAAUACCAAAUCGUUUUUUAAUUAAGUCACUGGAAUCUCUUUGGCUUUUGGAGCAAUUGGAUAUUUGAGGUAUUUGGUGCACAAUUUAUGAAUCGCUUGUAGUUGGUAGAAUCGACGUAACGAUUUUCUAAAUGGAAGUUGGAUACAAAAUAUUAUCCAGUGUGUGUCUGAUGAUUUUAUAAUUAAAAUAUUACCUUCAACAUUCAGACAAUGAGUCUGUCUUUGGGUCAGGUGACGUGUUUAAUGCUGUGAGAGCUGCUACGGGAGCCUGGAUGGUCAAAAAAUUAGCCUUUGGACCUGUAUCGCUGGGGGAGGAGUCUGCAGGACCUUGGUGCAGACAUGAGAACCUGGGCCCGUUUAAAACUUGAGUCCUUAUGUCUGAAUCCAGGUUCUGAUUAAACAAUGAGUCCAACCACAGCUCAGUUUUCCUGUUAAAAGAUGGACACUUAAACACAUCAUCUCUAGUUUUAAAUCUGGGACGAGCUCUGAGAAAUCUAUGGUUCUGGACAUGCAGGCAGUUAGUGGGUCUGUGAGCAGAAGAACCCAUUUAGAGCUUGAAGUGGGUCUCUGGAAAUAAUGGUUUAAAACUGAAUUUGUUUGCUUCAAAAACUGCUUUAUUUGUAUUGAAAAUUCAGUUUGAUUACUUUCACUUUCAGGUCUGAAAUUCAGUUUUUUGUGUCCCACAUCCGGGUUCUUGAAGCCACAGAUUAAUCAAACACAGAUUUACUGAUUCACGGAUGUCCUUCACUGUCGCUGGGUCCAAAUUAAGGACUGCUUUGUAGGCCGAUAACGUCCUAGAUGAGACAACGAAUGCUGUCCAAUCUCCAAGGUUCCAACUAAUGGAUCCUUCUUAUCUCCAGAUUUUAAGGAUGGGUCUGGUGUAUCCUCCAUGUCCCAUGAUUCAUUGCGGGUUGAAGCACAUUGUUCAAACGGAAGUAGCAAAGUAUGGAGGACCGAUCCUGACAAAAUUCAAAUUAAAAGUACAAAUAUAUA